UUGCUGCUUCUGGGCUCACGGAGGACGACGAGAGGAAUCUACAAGCCGACAAGAUGAGAUCCAAGGCGAGGGCGAGAAAACUGGCCAAAAAUGACAGCGAGCCAGUGGACAGCAUGUACGACACAGAGGCCGACCUCCACGGUUUAGCGGCCGGCAGCGGAGGUGGUGCCGACAGCCCAGAAGAUGACGCAGACGACGGCAUCAUCAACAUGUCCCCCCUGCCCUCACCCACCCCUUCCCAUCCAAACAACAACCACCACCACCUGCUGCACCCCCACAUCUACGCCACCCACCACCACCACCACCUUCACAACAACAGCAACAGCAGCAGCAAUGACCAGGACUUCACCACACCCAAGGAGGGCUCACCCUACGAGGCACCUGUCUACAUUCCAGACGACAUUCCCAUUCCCAGCGACCUGGAGCUGCGGGAGUCCUCUGUGCCCGGUGCCGGCCUGGGGGUUUGGGCCAAGACCCGCAUCGGUGCUGGCGAGAGGUUCGGUCUGCACAGCACGCUGCAUCAUGGGGCCACAGGCAAAGACAGCUCCUUUGGAUGGGAGAUGAUGAAUGACCAUGAAGACACCUCUCCGGACAGCUGCAUCAAAAAGGUGGUGGACGACAUGGGCAACGUCAAGUUUGCGCUGGACACGGGCCCAGACGCCACCGGCAACAGCUGGCUCAAAUACGUCCGCUCUGCCCUGUCAUUCGAGGAGCAGAACCUCGCCGCCUGCCACCUCACCGGAGACCAGAUUUAUUAUAAAGCUGUCCGGGACAUUGAAGCAGGGGAGGAGCUUUUAGUGUAUAUGAAGGACGGUAUUUUCCCGGAGGGAUCCAUGGCACCCAACCUACAAGACGAGCAGAUGUACCGCUGUGAAGACUGUGAUGAGCUGUUCUCCUCAACACUUGAGCUGCGGCGGCACCAGAAGUAUUCGUGCUCUAGCACCGGCUCCAUCUUUGACACACUGAGAGAAGACUUCAAACAGGAGCGUGAGGACAGCGACGAGCCGGUCCACGAGUGUAAAGACUGUGAGAAGAUCUUCCCAAAUGAAUACAGUCUGGGCCAACACAUGAUAGUCCAUACAGAGGAGAGGGAGUACAAGUGUGACCAGUGCCCCAAAGCCUUCAACUGGAAGUCCAACCUCAUCCGUCACCAGAUGUCACAUGACAGUGGCAAGCGCUUUGAGUGUGAAAACUGUGAUAAGGUACAGCAUACCCAGCACGUGUUCACAGAUCCCAGCAACCUCCAGCGCCACAUCCGCUCCCAGCACGUGGGGGCACGCGCUCACACGUGUCCUGAGUGUGGCAAGACCUUUGCCACCUCGUCAGGCCUCAAGCAGCAUAAGCACAUCCACAGCAGUGUCAAACCCUUUAUCUGUGAGGUGUGCCACAAAUCCUACACCCAGUUCUCCAACCUCUGCCGCCACAAGCGUAUGCAUGCUGACUGCCGCACCCAGAUCAAGUGUAAGGACUGUGGGCAGUUGUUCAGCACUACCUCCUCCCUCAAUAAGCAUCGUCGCUUCUGUGAGGGCAAAAACCAUUAUGGUUCUCCAGCAGGGAUGUUCAACCCUGGCAUCCCCAUGAGCUCCAGCCCCAUCAUGGCCAAGGCCAAGUCCCACCAUCCUCACCUUGCAGGUUUGAACCAGUCCAGUUUAGGUUUCACUGACUACUUUCCCUCCCGACCUCACCCUCAGGCUGGCUUGCCCUUCUCCCCAGGACCCCAUGGCUUCCCAUCCCUCCCACAUGGUUUCCCAGGUAUCUUCCCCCCAUCACUGUAUCCACGACCGCCUUUAUUGCCGGCAAGUCCAUUGAUAAAGAGCCCACUGGGCGGCAGCAGUCAAGAGGUGAAGCUGCCUCGUAGUCCCCUAGAUGCCCCUCCACUGUCCCUGGUCAGCUCCACAAACAGCAAUGGAGGUAACGGUUUCAGUCAGCUGGAAGACAAAGAAAAAGAGAACAAACUGGAUUUGUCUUCUAGUGGAGAAGCCAAGCCAAAAUCCAAGAUGGUAGACAUGUCUGAUGGUAGUGACCUUGAAGACGUUAAUACUACAAGUGGGACAGAUUUGGACACCACCACUGGUACUGCUUCAGGUGAUGGUUCUGACCUCGAGAGCGACGGAGACAGUGAACGUGAGCGAAGUGGUAAAAGAAGGAAGCCAUCUGGGGCCAUAUCAAGUCAAGAAGGCAACCAGUUAGAAGACACAAACAGCGCGUUGAUAUCAGCCAUGUCUAGCUCGGGGAACCUCCCUGUCGAACGUCCCUUUCUCUCUUCUGCAUCAUCCCAACCCUCCUUCUUCCCGCCACCCGAUGAGCAAGCCCUCCCGCCCACCACCACAAAUGCCAAUGCAGCCACCACAGAUUCCAUCAAAGCCAUCGCCUCUAUUGCUGAGAAAUAUUUUGGUCCAGGUUUGAUUGGUCUUCAUCAGGAGAAGAAGAUGGGUCCAUUGCCCUACCAUUCCAUGUUUCCCUUCCAGUUCCUGCCCAAUUUCCACAACUCCCUCUAUCCCUUCACCGCUGAUCGAGGUGCCCUCAAUCCUAGCAUGUUCUUUAAGGCAGAGCCAAAGUCACCACGCGAGCAGCUGCACAAGCUGGUUUCUGGUGUUCCCCCUGCUCCUGCCUCCACAGCGGAGUCACCAUUUGAUCUCACCACAAGGUCCAAGGAGACCAAGUUAGCUCCUUCCACCCCAACAAACCCCUCAAACCCCAACAGUAGUACUGGGAGUAGUAGUGGACCUUUAGCAAUAUCUAGCGGUGAAGAACAGCCAUUGGACCUCAGCAUUGGCAGCCGGAGCCGAGGUGGUCAUAACGGUUUGGCAGCUGAGCCACAAAACAGAAAGAACCACAUCUUCGGAGUUGGAAAGGGGGGCUCCAUCAAGGAUGAAACCCCAGCUGGGUUUCCACACCCCCAUUCCCAGUUAUUGCACCAAUCCUCCAUUGCCCAGCACCAGCAGCCUCAGGCACAACCACACCAGCCCCCACCCCUGCACUACGCCAAGCCCUCAGCAUUCUUCAUGGACCCCAUAUACAGCAGGGUGGAGAAGAGGAAGCUACUCGACCCUGUAGGAGCUCUGAAGGAAAAGUUCCUCAGGCCCUCACCGCCACUCUUCCAUCCACAGAUGUCAGCCAUGGAGAACAUGACAGAGAAGCUGGAGAGCUUUGGCGCUCUAAAACUGGACGCGCCGCCCAAUUCACUGCAACACUCAGCUCAUCCACUGUUCAACUUCCGCUCGCCACCACCUUCCCUCUCAGACGCCAUCCUCCGCAAGGGCAAGGAGCGUUACGCCUGCAGGUACUGUGGGAAAAUCUUCCCUCGUUCGGCAAACCUCACCAGACACUUGCGGACACACACAGGGGAACAACCCUACAGGUGUAAAUACUGUGACCGCUCGUUCAGCAUCUCAUCCAAUCUUCAACGCCACGUUCGCAACAUCCAUAACAAAGAGAAACCCUUCAAGUGUCACCUGUGCAACCGCUGCUUUGGUCAGCAAACCAACCUCGACCGCCAUCUCAAGAAGCACGAGCAUGAGAACAUUCCUGUGAGCCAACAGUCCGGGAUGCUUUCCAACUUAGGAACCACCAUCUCCUCCCCAAACUCCGAGCCAGACAAUCAUGCACUUUUAGAUGAGAAGGAGGACUCAUACUUCUCAGAAAUCCGCAACUUCAUUUCCAACACUGAGAUGAACCAGGCCUCCAGCUCCACGGAUAAGAGAUCAGACCAGGCUGAGGACGAGCGCCCGCCCAGCCACAGUUUGUCCAACUCCAAGCUAGGCCUCCAGGGGCUGGAAGAGGAGGAAGAGGAAGUGGAGGGCGACGAUGAGGAGGAGGAGGAAGGCAGCCUGACAGAGAAGUCUCACGACGAGGCGCCAGAGUCCCCGUCUCCUGUCACAACAGGAGCGUAUGAGGAGGACGAGGAGGAGGAAGAGACGGAGACGGCUCCAUUAGCUAUGAGCUAUGAACACACUCGCAGGCUUAUGCAAUGAUGCUGUCCCUCUCCGAGAACAACCCUUUGCACGCGCCCUCCCAGAACUCUCUGGACGCUUGGCUGAGCAUGGGGGGUGGACCGUCUGAGACGAGCAGCUUUCACCCACUCAACCACAUCUAGACGAGAGACAGAGCGAGAGAGAGGAAGUGGGAGGAGGAGGAGGAUAGGUAGAGGCAAGAGACUGAGUGGACACGAGUAGUGAGAAGACGUGGAGGCCGGACAAGAAUUCAGUGUCACAUACAUUCAAGAUAGAAAGAAUAUGUUUGUGAGGUUAUGUGUGUUCAUGUGUGUGUGUGUGUGUGUGUGUGUGUGUGUGUGUGUGUGUGUGUGUGAGUGAUUGAGAAAGAGGAGGGAGAGAUUGUGCCUAGUUGAGGCGUCUCGCAAGACUCUGUCAAAGAGAAAGCACUGCUAAGCUCCUGUUGAUGUGAAGGACAUGAUGAAUGCUUCUCAACAGCAUUGAAACUCUGCGUUACUCUGAUCCUCCCCAAGUCCACAAGGCUCACCCCAGCACCGCGGAGACCCUACGCGAGGCUCUCAUAAAGACACUUAAUGACUAGUAUGUCUCUAAAGUCCGUGUACACCGCCUACCACAAGCACUGCAGCAUCAGCACUGCAUCAGCACUGCAUGUCCACAAGGUGGUGCUGUUUCACUCGGAACAUAGUGGGCGCGUGCACUAUUGUCUCCAGGUUUCCCCCAUCAAUCAUGGGCGACUCAUUUACUGAUCUUGUUUCAGUUAUAACUGCAGAAUCAACGAUAGCACCACACUAAAUGUUACUUGAGGAAAUGACAGUUCCAGUAGACUGUUGAUUUUUGAAUGAUUACACGGAGAAUGAUGUUCAGACGUGCACAGCAACCGGUGAUUUUAAUGAGCUGUCUGGGACACUAGCCGUCGUAACUGGUUACCCAAUUUGAUCAUGCUGAAAAUGAAUUUAAAAUCAUACUCAAAAAACGAGGAAAGUCUUUCUCUGCUUGUUUAUUUCAUCGUCAUUUGUUAAUUUUAUUUACUUUCUUUCCUCUUAGAUACCACAGUAUUGUUUCUUUGUAGGCACCGCAGUGCUAAAUUGUUAAUAUAAUUAUUUUAGAGAAGGACCAAAAUUGUAUGAUAUUGUCAUAUGAUGUACAAAAUAACCUAGAUGUUCAUAGCAAGAGUGGUAUGUGCCAAAUAACCCAUAGAAAAUGUUUUGUUCUCUGACAAUCAUUUCAUUUCCAAGGGGCUUGCCUUUGCUGUCAUAGUUGUUUUUUUUCUUUUCUUAUUACGCUCUUAUAAAUUUGAUUUCAGAAGUGUGUGUAUGUAUUUAUUUUUGGUUGUUUUGUCCUGACUGGAGGAGUGAAAUGAAGAAAAGUCAUUUUAUCCCUCUUUUCUUGUUGCUGAAGGAAUGAACGCCUAUCAGAGCGUGAGGGAGAUUCUGAAUCUCUGGUUUUGAAGCGUUAGUGUGCCAAAAUGGAGAAGAACCCAUGAAAUUAAUUGUUUUUAUUUAUAGUGAAAGAUAGCUGUAGUUAGUUUUAGGUCCUAUUUGGCAUCGUAACGUCCUGCAGUGUUUAGUUGUUUCUCUUGUUUCAGUUCAACCAUUUUACCCAGUAUGCCGAAUGUGUCUUGUUCAAGUGUUAUGGGGGUGGGGGGACAGACUUGGACAACUUUCACUAUGAAUGUCACAAAAGGGCAUUACGUUGUCACACUAUUGAAUCUGACUAGUUUCUAGCACAUCGAGCUCCCUUUUUUUCCCUCCCUUUUACAUUUGAUACAUGUAGUGUAACCAGUGCAUAUUCUUUUUAAGAUUAUUUGUCCUGUAUUACAUGGUCCAAACGUCUAAAACACACGGUCACAUCUGCAUGAACGUCUGCUGCAUCGGAGUGAACAAACUCGCUGGUCAUGCAAGAAGGAAAGUAAGGACUCGUGAAACUAAAAAAAAAGAAAGAGAGAGAGUAAAUGAAACCACAGAUAGUGUUAAAAUGGACAUCAUAAUUCUGCUGGUCAGUCCACAUGUAAAAAAAAUAAAAUAAAAAAUGUCUACUUGAUUCUGGAUGGGGAAAACAGAAACACUUGAUCAUGAGUUUGACUUUCUAUUCCCUGUUCUUCUUGUGAGAUCAUACUGAAAACUCAUUCCAUGUGGUCUACAAGGUAGCUGUGCCAUGGAGGGCAUGAGUCAUUUACUGUAGAUAACUGUAGAUAGCUGCAGGAGGCAGGGGGGGGUGAGCAUUGUUGAUCAUUGUGGCCUUGAUCCUCCCUGCGUACUGGGACUUUCAGAACUAGGCCUGAUGCUGUAUUUUCAAACUAGUACUUAAACCAUAUGGGUCCAAGCCAUAAAUUGAUCAGGCUUAGGUCUCUAGAACUUAGAACACAGAAACAUUUUCAGACUAGUUUCACUUUCAGUAAGACGAGCAACUGGCGCUCGACACGGAGAGAUAAGAAAAACCUGAAACAGAAGCACUGUAAUUUUUCUUCACCACAGCAGGUGGUAGUGUGAUGCUGGGACUGAUGCAUCAUCUCAUUUUUCUAAAGACAGAAGUCUUUUUUUUAUAAUUCUACUGAAUGAGAUUUCAUUCAUGGUAAACACAUUGUUUUCCAACUCGUGGUUAUAAAAUGUAAAGACUUGGGUUGCUAUGUUUUUAGGCUGACUAUAUGUAGUAAUUCAUGUCAUGGACUACUGUAAUAAGUACGCGCUGUGUAAAGCAAAGGAAUUGAAGGCAUUGAAGUAUUCCAUUUUGCCAACUUCAGAAAGUAUUCUGGCAGAUGGUCGCUGAUAUAUGUUUCAGCAUAAUAGAACAUGGUUGCUGUUUUCCCCCCACUGUUACAGGAGAAGGUAAAAAUAUACAUAUUGUUUCUUUUUAACUGUAUAGUAUUUUAAAGAAUGAAAAACAAUGAUGCAUUUGUCUGAAGAAAAAUAUCAUUGAAAAAUAUGGGUUUAAAUGGAUGGUGCUUGUUUUGUUUGAAUCUGAGUUGUAUAUCGCCUCUGUUAUGUUUAUUGAAAACAAACAAAAAAAAAAGAUAUUGUGCAUGACGUGUUUAGCAGUCAUAAUGAUGUCCAUUUGUGAAAUGUGUAUCAAAUCAAAAAAUGAGAAAAAAAAAGAAAAGAAAAAAAUAAAUCCGUAGAUGCACUUAUUGUACAUGUGGUUAGGUUAGUAGGUUUGACUUCAAGUUCUUGACUGCCUUACAGGUGGCUCUGAAAGACAUAGAAAAGACUUGUGGGACAAGACAUAAUGAAAAACAAUAAAGGAUUGUAGAAUAAUGUUGAACAAUUCUGAAAUUGCAGUUCUUUUGAUGCUUGUGAUUAUUGAAGAUGUACUUUAGAGAAAUUUCAUUGAAAAGAUAUGACUCUGAUGUUAAUUCUGUAGAAUAGCAAUGUAUACCAAAUGUAAUCUUUCCAAUGCUAUGAAGAAUUUAUACAUGAAAUUGAUAUGCAAUAAAACCU
This is a messenger RNA of Chelmon rostratus (copperband butterflyfish), 7387 nucleotides long. RefSeq names its product PR domain containing 16 (gene prdm16). The transcript is spliced from 16 exons. Gene Ontology annotation, molecular function: protein binding; histone H3K9 methyltransferase activity. Gene Ontology annotation, cellular component: nucleus. The record is from RefSeq and is a predicted model, not a curated record. Bases 54 to 3974 code for a protein of 1306 amino acids. NCBI's taxonomy places the organism in Eukaryota, Metazoa, Chordata, Actinopteri, Chaetodontiformes, Chaetodontidae.